Messenger RNA from Paramormyrops kingsleyae, 1408 nucleotides. RefSeq names its product small nuclear ribonucleoprotein polypeptide A (gene snrpa). Gene Ontology annotation, molecular function: RNA binding. Lineage: Eukaryota; Metazoa; Chordata; Actinopteri; Osteoglossiformes; Mormyridae. The record is from RefSeq and is a predicted model, not a curated record.
GUUUUUUUUUUUUACGGUCCCUGGAGUGACUCUGACGGGAAGGUAACACAUUGACCAUGGCUGGUCAGGACAUCCGACUCAACCACACCAUCUACAUUAACAACCUGAAUGAAAAGAUCAAGAAAGAUGAGCUGAAGAAAUCUCUANCCAUCUUCUCCCAGUUUGGGCAGAUCUUGGACAUUCUGGUGUCUCGCUCCCUCAAAAUGAGAGGGCAGGCCUUUGUGAUCUUCAAGGAGGUCAACAGUGCAUCCAAUGCCCUACGUUCAAUGCAGGGUUUUCCUUUUUAUGACAAACCGAUGAGGAUUCAGUACGCCAAGUCCGAUUCAGACAUAAUCGCGAAGAUGAAGGGCACGUACGUAGAGCGUGACCGCAAGAAAGAGAAGAGAAAGGGGAAAGGCCCCGAAACUGCGGGGGUGAAAAAGGGAGCAGGAGCUGCAGCUAUGGGUCCUGGGGUGCCUGCAGCCAUGCCUGGCAUGCCUCCCAUGAACCAGGCCCCGCGGAUGAUGCCCAUGCCCGGACAGCCACCCUACAUGCCGCCGCCUGGCAUGAUGCCACCCCCAGGCAUGGGUCCAGGACAGAUGCCCCCAGGAGCCAUGCCCCCUGGUCAGAUGAUGCCAGGGCAGAUGCCUGGACAGAUGCCCCAUGCCCAGCAGGUUUCAGAAAACCCACCCAACCACAUCCUGUUCCUUACCAAUCUUCCCGAGGAAACCAACGAGCUCAUGCUGUCUAUGCUCUUCAACCAGUUCCCUGGGUUCAAGGAGGUGCGACUCGUCCCUGGGCGCCACGACAUCGCGUUCGUGGAGUUUGAGAACGAGGUGCAAGCCGGGGCUGCCAGAGAGGCCCUGCAGGGCUUUAAGAUCACCCAGAACAACGCCAUGAAGAUCUCCUUCGCCAAGAAAUAAGCAGAUCGGCGAAGCUCACAGGCCGAGAUCUCAUACCCCUCCCUCUCCUUAGUGGUGCACCAUGUGUCACACUCGUGCACGAAAGCACACAUUCUGUCCCUGUCACACAUGCCCCCUCCAAGGUUGCAUUUUGCUUCCAUGGUAACGUAGAUAUCCCAAACAAGGAAGAAAAAAAACUGGUUCUUUGUAUGAAGCUACCUGUAGCAUGAGAGAAGGUAAGGUGACUUAUUUUACCUGAUCUCUUCCGUCUUGCAUUCCCCCAACACUCUCAUAUUGGUAUGUUUGCUGUUUUUUUUGGUAAUGGACUACUGAAGGGGUACAGGUAACGGUUUUUUUAUAUUAAAAUUUUUUUAAACACCCCCCCCUCCUUCAUUCCCUCCUUUAGGUGUCUAGCUUUUUCAGUGUUUUUGUUUUUAUAUCAGAAGCAUUGCACCCAGGGUUUGGGCACCCAAACAUUGCACCUGGAGCUUAUCUGUUUCAAUUAAACGUGUUUUAUAGUGAGUGUA